Molecule: messenger RNA, 982 nt
Organism: Stegodyphus dumicola
Lineage: Eukaryota; Metazoa; Arthropoda; Arachnida; Araneae; Eresidae
Product: putative glutamate receptor
Cellular component (GO): membrane
Molecular function (GO): ligand-gated monoatomic ion channel activity
Source: RefSeq, a predicted model, not a curated record
UUAUGAGCAGUGGAUUCCUUGGUCGACCAUUCGAUAUGAAGAAAAUGAGACGUAUCUCGAAGGAAUUGCCAAACACGUGUAUGAAGCAGUCGGCUUUUCAAUGGACUUUCGGUAUGAACUGAAACUUCAAGCUGACUUGGCAUUUGGAUCUUUAGAGGAAAGAUAACAAGUGGUUUGGAAUGAUUGGCUCAAUGCUCGAAAAUGAAACAGAUAUUUCUGGACCAUAUUUCAUCACUAAACCAAGAGCAGAUGUUGUAGCUUUCAGCACACCCUUUGCAUUUUCAGAACUAGCCAUAGUAUCUGGUUUAGUCCCUGCUAAUAAAGACCCUUUUGUUAUUUUUGAAGUAUUCUCUUGGCAGGUUUGGCUGUUAAUUGUAUCGACAUUGAUUCUCAUAGCAAUUGUGGCAACGUUUACAUAUAUGAUUCUGCCAGCAAGAGAAAAGCGAAUGAAAGCAGAAGUGUUCCUGGAAUUUCUUUGGAGACUGUAUGGAUCUUUUAUGUGGGAAGAUAUUGGGUCUCCACAGAAAUGGCUAUAUUUUCACAUCUGGUCAUCCGUAUCCUUUCGAAUGCUGCUUUCUUUAUGGUUGCUUGGGCCAGUGUUAAUCAUUAUGUACUCAUAUCAAGGAGUCAUUACUUCGAAAUUUGCUUCAGAUAAACUCAUCCCAAGAAUACAAAACAUGGAUCAGCUCUUUAGAGACACAGGAGUGAAAAUAUGUACUUUGCAAAAUUCAUAUCCAUUAGAUUGCUUUAAGGCUCUUGUGGUUCACUGAGGCCGAUUUAGCACACAGGACGUUUUUAUCUUCAUUAAUGGAAUAUCAGAUUUGCACUCAACAAACCUCUUCAGUAACAAAGGCUUUAGAGAUUAAUGAUCUUAUAGGAGCGUUUGUAUUAUUCGGUGUAGGAAUAUUGUUAUCAACGCUUAUAUUUGUUUUUGAAAGAUAUGCUUAUUGCUUCAAAAGAAUAAGUGUAAAUUAAAAAAAAA